Messenger RNA from Phyllostomus hastatus (greater spear-nosed bat), 2919 nucleotides. It is a transcript of the gene GRAMD1A, whose product is annotated as GRAM domain containing 1A. The transcript has 21 exons. Gene Ontology annotation, biological process: intracellular sterol transport. The coding region runs from base 133 to 2556 and encodes 807 amino acids. Gene Ontology annotation, cellular component: plasma membrane; endoplasmic reticulum membrane; endoplasmic reticulum-plasma membrane contact site. The record is from RefSeq and is a predicted model, not a curated record. Lineage: Eukaryota; Metazoa; Chordata; Mammalia; Chiroptera; Phyllostomidae. Gene Ontology annotation, molecular function: sterol binding; sterol transfer activity.
GGGGAAGGGAGGGCCUGUUCUCUUGCCUUUACCCUGGAAGUCCAAAUGCUGUGAGGACAGAAGGAGGUAGAAGCCAUAAGAGAACCACAUCUGCUGUCCAAGGCCCCCAACCAAGCAGGCAGAGCCCUCCUCAUGGCUGAGUUCUUGCCCCUGCUGUCUGGGGUGCCCCCGCUGACCCGGGGUGGUUCCCAGGACUCAGUUGUCUCCCCAGCUGAGUGGCAGAGCCAGCAGCCACAGGAUGAUGAGCCCUGGAGGCUCCUGGAAGUGCCCUCCAUUCAGAUAACACCAUCAAGUGAUGGGGAGUCACCUCACUGCACCCCAAGGCCCCAGCACCUACAGCUGCUAAGGACCUCAGACAUGGAUAGUCUGCUCCAGGACAGUACCACCCCCCACUCUGGCCGGAGCACGCCAAGCAGCUCACCAUCUCUCCGUAAGCGGCUGCAGCUCUUGCCCCCAAGCCGACCCCCACCUGAGCCAGAACCAGGCACCAUGGUGGAGAAGGGGUCAGAUAGCUCCUCAGAGAAGGGUGGGGUGCCCGGGACACCCAGCACCCAGAGCCUGGGCAGCCGGAACUUCAUCCGCAACAGCAAGAAGAUGCAGAGCUGGUACAGUAUGCUGAGCCCCACGUACAAACAGCGGAAUGAGGACUUCCGGAAACUGUUCAGCAAACUCCCUGAAGCUGAACGCCUCAUCGUGGAUUACUCCUGUGCCUUGCAGCGUGAGAUCCUCCUCCAGGGCCGCCUCUAUCUCUCCGAGAACUGGAUCUGCUUCUACAGCAACAUCUUCCGCUGGGAGACAACAAUUUCCAUCCAGCUGAAGGAAGUGACGUGCCUGAAGAAGGAAAAGACAGCCAAGCUGAUCCCCAACGCCAUCCAGAUCUGCACAGAGAGUGAGAAGCAUUUCUUCACCUCCUUUGGAGCCCGGGACCGCUGCUUCCUGCUCCUAUUCCGCCUCUGGCAGAACGCGCUGCUUGAAAAGACGCUGAGUCCCCGAGAGCUCUGGCACCUGGUGCAUCAGUGCUACGGCUCAGAGCUGGGUCUCACCAGUGAGGAUGAGGACUAUGUCUGCCCCUUGCAGCUGAACGGCCUGGGGAGCCCCAAGGAAGUGGGAGAUGUGAUUGCCCUGAGUGAUAUCACCCCCUCAGGGGCAGCUGACCACAGCCAGGAGCCAAGCCCAGUGGGUUCACGCCGUGGCCGCAUCACCCCCAACCUUUCCCGAGCCAGCAGCGAUGCAGACCAUGGGGCAGAGGAGGACAAGGAGGAGCAGAUAGACAGACAGCCAGACGCCUCUUCUAGCCAGACGGUGACUCCAGCGGCUGAACCGCUGAGCACAGAGCCCACUCCACCUGAAGGACCUGUUUCCCUGGGCCCCUUGGAUCUGCUGCCCAGCGAGGAGCUGUUGACAGACACGAGUCACUCCUCCUCGUCCACAGGGGAAGAAGGUGAAGCAGCGGACCUGGCUGCCCUGCAUCCUGACCUCUCUGGCCGUCUCCUCAUCAAUUCUGUCUUCCAUGUGGGCGCCGAACGGCUCCAGCAGAUGCUCUUCUCAGACUCACCUUUCCUGCAGGGCUUCCUGGAGCAGUGCAAGUUCACAGACGUGACCUUGAGCCCCUGGAGUGGGGACAGCAAGUGCCAUCAGCGCCGAGUGUUGACCUACACCAUUCCCAUCAGCAACCCGCUGGGUCCCAAGAGUGCCUCAGUGGUGGAGACUCAGACACUGUUCCGGCGCGGCCCACAGGCAGGCGGCUGUGUGGUGGACUCAGAGGUGCUGACGCAGGGCAUCCCUUACCAGGACUACUUCUACACUGCCCACCGUUACUGCAUUCUGGGCCUUGCCCGGAACAAGGCUCGUCUUCGAGUGUCCUCUGAGAUCCGCUACCGGAAGCAGCCCUGGAGCCUUGUGAAGUCUCUGAUUGAGAAGAACUCGUGGAAUGGCAUUGAGGAUUAUUUCCACCACCUGGAGCGAGAGCUUGCCAAGGCCGAGAAGCUGUCCCUAGAGGAAGGCGGGAAGGACGCCCGGGGAUUGCUGUCAGGCCUGCGGAGGCGGAAGCGGCCCUUGAGCUGGAGGGGUCAUGGUGAUGGGCCCCAGCACCCAGACCCCGACCCCUGUGCCCGGGCUGGCAUGCACACCUCGGGCUCCCUUAGCUCCCGUUUCUCAGAACCGACCACGGACCAGGGCCCCGGGACAGGCAUCCCCAGUGCCCUGGUGCUCAUCAGCAUUGUGAUCUGUGCGAGCCUCAUCAUCCUCAUCGCCCUCAAUGUUCUCCUCUUUUACCGCCUGUGGUCCCUGGAGAGGACGGCCCACACCUUUGAGUCCUGGCACAGUCUGGCCCUGGCCAAGGACAAGUUCCCCCAGACGGCUGCAGAAUGGGCGGAGGUCCUGGCCCUGCAGAAGCAGUUCCACAGCGUUGAGGUGCACAAGUGGAGGCAGAUCCUGCGGGCCUCGGUGGAGCUUCUGGAUGAGAUGAAGUUUUCACUGGAGAAGCUGCAUCAAGGCAUCACCGUCUCAGACCCUCCCUUCGACUCCCAGCCACAGCCUGAUGAUAGCUUCUCCUGAGGACGUCUGGCCACACAGUUGUCCCCGAAAAUGGUCAGAUGGACACAAUCUCGGUGACCACUGCUGGCACAGUGUGAGCACCGGGAACCUCCUGCCCACCCAUCCCGGUGGCCUGGCCAGGGGCCAUGCAAACACGGGGACCACAGAAACGAGAUGCACUUUAGACCAGCGUGUAUGAGUGCACCUGCCGUCGCCUGCCCAGCCAGGGCGCUGGCCUGGCCUUCGGCAGGCUCCCUGCUAACUUAUUUUGUCCAGCUGGGGUUGUGGAGAGCACCUCCUGGGGUGCCAGAUUCCCUCAGCUCUGGGUUUAAUAUAUUGUAUUUAUUUGGGCUGACAGAGCCCCAAUAAAGAGUUGGAAAUGGC